UAUGUCGGGAGAGAGAGCGAGAAGAAGACGAGGACUGUAAAAAGAUAGAAGGCAAGGAGAAAACAAAUGGAAUAAUAAAAAGCGUAUCUCGCUUGUCGGCUGAAACUAGGAUUUCAAAUCCAGACAUAGUGACAUUAGUUGAGCGUCAAGUGAUACAAGUUUACAAGAGCUUCGAAAGGAAGCGAGUGAGACUAAGUGAAUCAGUUGUCUGAGUCGCUGGAAUUUAGCUGUACAGAGAGAGAAACUUGCAGAUACAGCACCAACUACUGCCUGGAUUCAGGACACUCAGCAAAUACGGACUACAGUGGUACACACUGGAAUAUUUUUAUGCUGAAAAAAACACGUUUGUUUUGGAAAUAUUCUCAACGAUUUCUACUACUCCAGACAGCUGGCUGAAGAGAUCCCAGAGAUGAUUGGCUGUAGAAGCUGAGACUUGACAAGACAGAGGAUCUUGAACUAGGUGCUAUUCUGAAAGCCUAACAGGCUGUAUUGUAUUGGUGUUGAAGACAGGUGUGAAGUCUUCCCUUAGUCUUUGGUGUGUGGCCUUCUCUGAGCUGCAGUGGAGGGCUUCACAGACACAGCUAGUGUGGCUGGAUGCAUCACGCAGUAGAGCAGUUUGGUGGGCGUGGCACACGGGACUCCUUCCCUCUGGACGGACUCAGCCGGGGACCAUGGGCUCCCGUGGGCAGCCGCGCCACCUGGGCGCCACCUGCCAGGUGUUCGACAGGUGUCAAUCAACACCAGGUCCUCCCCCAUGUAGCGCCCAGUCACAUGGGUGGACUGAACCAUCCCAGUAAAUUCUUCAAUAAUGGGACCAUGCAGGUGCGUGGCGGUGAAAAGCUGGAGCUGUCCCAGGCCAUGUUACCUGGCCUCCAGAGAGGGGACCAGCAAUGCCCCCUUCCUCCCCCCCACCGGGUGUGGGAGCAGAUGGGUCAGCUGUAUGAGUCACACCCCCCUCCUCAUUCACUUGAACCCCUACCCGGCCUUCACAGCGGUGGAUACAGCGCCGGGCCUCCUACCCACCUGCCUUCCAGACCCAAUCAGCUACUGAAGUAUGAGGGUCCUCAGGAGCAUCAUGUCCCCAGGGGUCCAGCGUCACUGGGUGAUGAUAUGUGGGCUCAGAUGCAGCAGCAGCAGAGGGGUUACCCAGGGAAGAUGCUGGGGGGGCAGCUGAAGAGGCCGGCCCCCCCUUUAGGGGAGCACUCGGUCAUCCAGCACACCCCGCCCCCCUCCCUUCACCCCUUCUCUCGGCCCAAUGAGGACUGUCCCAGUCCUAGCAAGAGGAAGAGGAGCUCUGAGCAGGUUCCUCACCCAGGCAUGCAGAGGUUCUCUGGCCCAGGAGGACACCCCCUGCCCCCCCAGCAGCAGCCCCUGUCCCACCCCCCCCCUCCCCCACCCAAACCUGCCUUCUGGAACCCCAUACAUAAGGGGAACGCCCCCUGGGCCCAGCCCGAACGCAAGAACGGGCCUCCAGAGUUCCAGAUCAGAACUGAGUCAGCCAAGUCAGGUCUGGGCGGCUACACCUACAAACCUCCCCCCUCCCUCCGCCCCCUCGCCAAUCUCCCCACCCCGCAUCUCCUCCCUGGGAGACUACCCCCAGCGGCGCGGCGGGGCCGCCCCACCCCACAAGCCCCAGUUCCCACCUCAGGCCCUCAAUCAACCCCCCCACAAUACCACCCCCAGUACCCCAAACAACCAGCUCCAGCCCCGCCCCUCAUGGGGAUGGAGCCCCGGGGAGGUCCUCCUACCCCCCAGAGAGGCCCUACCGCUGGGGGCCGAGGAAUCAACAACCAGCCCCACUCCCAUCCUCCUCACCACCAACCUCCAGCAAGGGGGGACAGUAGAGGAGACAGGGGCUUUAGGGAGACCCCCCAACCCUCACCAGCAAACCACACCGGCGUGCCUUACAGCCACAACCCCCACCUCCUUGCCCCUGCCAGCAGCACCGCAGUACCUCAACAGCACAACCCCACCACCCCCCACCAUGAGGCCUGGAGGCCCCAGGGACAGGGCCAGGGCCAGGGCAGGCCACAAAGCAACCACCCCCUGGAGUCAGGUCUCUACAGGGCAGGGCUGGUAUCUCCGGGGCAGCAGCAGAAUCAGAACCAGGUCGGGGAGACCCGGGGUCCAGCGCCCCUCCAGCAUCAUCAGCACCCCUACCCCCACGUCAGCCCCCCUCAGGCCACCCCCAUACCUCCUACCAGGACGCCUGUCAUCACCCCCACCUUCACCCCCCAGCCCCCCUGCUCACAGUCACAUAACAACCGCUACAACAGUAGUAGUAGUAGUAGUAGUAGUAGUAGUAGUAGUAGUAGUAGUAGUAGUAGUAGUAGUAGUAGUAGUAGUAGUAGUAGUAGUAGUAGUAUCAGUAAUAUGACUGGACCUGCACUCUCCACUGUGACCACAGCGCCACCUGCUGUGUGUUCAGCUAACAACACCCCCACCAGCAGCAGUUGGAGAGGCAGGGAGACGAUGGGACUGCUCCACCAGACCUCAGUUCCGUCUCAGCUGGAGAGGGACCCAGAGAGGGGGCCCAUCAACCCCAUGCUGCACCCAGGGUAUCAGGGAGCCCACGUGGGCACUGCCAGUCACCCUCACCCCCACCGGGCACCACCCAGGCCCCAGCAGCAGCCUAGCCACCACCACCAACAGUCUGUCCAGGGGAAGGGUUACUACGGACGGACUGAGCCUGAUCGCACUCCUUCCUUCUCUUCGUCAUCAUCCUCAGGACACCAGAGGGCAGGGGAGAGCGUCAUCACCAGCAGAGGGUCUCACCCCAACCCCCUCCCGCAGACGGCGGUCACUAGCUCGCCCCAUGACCGCCCCAUGACCACCCCCCAACCCCACACGGUCAACUCUGCCCCUCAGCUAGCCUCCAACCCCUCCUACUCCAGACUCUGUGCCCAGCCUACACCCCAGGCCCCCCAGGCUACCCCCACCUCAGCCCAGGGGUAUUCUUGUUCGCGACCCCAGCCACCUCCACCCUCAGCCCCGCAGUCCAUGAAGGAGGCUCUGGAUAAACUGGAUGCUGAGCUGCAGGGUCAUAUGCAGGCCGAGGAGAGAAGGAGGGACUGGGAGAGAGAGCAGGAGGAGAGGAAGAGGAGGGAUUGGGAGAGAGAGCAGGAGGAGAGGAAGAGGAGGGAUUGGGAGAGAGAGCAGGAGGAGAGGAAGAGGAGGGAGUGGGAGAGGGCGGAAGAGGAGAAGAAGAGAAGUAGGGAAUGGGAAAAAGAGCAGGAGGAGAGGAAGAGGAAGGACUGGGAGAGAGCGAGGGAGGAAGAGGAGAGGAAGAGGAGGAGGGAGUGGGCGAGAGAGGAGGAGGAGAGGAAGAGGAGGAUGGAGAGGAAGGUGAAGGAGGAGAUGAGCAGGAGCAGUAAGGGGAGAGAGGAGUCCGCCAUCGAGAGUCUGGAGAGACUCCUGUCAGGCAGCACCUCUUCUUCCCCACCUCCUCCCCUGUCCACUGGCUCCACCUCCUCCUCCUCCUUUGUCCUACCUCCACCCCCACCACCCCCCAGCCAGUCCUCCUCCUCGCCCCCCUACCCCUGGCUGAGCCGGGGCGGGGCACCCCCUUGUCCCCCAGGCCAGGCACCACCGUCUCCUGCCCCCCUGGAGAGGUCGCAGCCGCCCCCUCUCACCCCCCAGACGGACUAUGCCAGGGAGAAGCAGAGGCAGAGGGAGAAAUGGGGUGGAAGUCCCCCGUCGUCAUCUCACAGUAGUAACGUUACCUCAGGGAACAACACCCGGCCCUCGUUGGGGUCCUCCUACCCCAACCACCCCUUAAAUAACACCACCAUGCGAGGCGCCCCCCGUCCAUCCAAAGAUACCCCCCAUCCCAAGGAGAAGGCUAGUCAGCAGGCCAGAGGAGGAGUGAUGGGGGCUAUGGGUCCCCUCCACACCUCCAGCACCAUCACCCUCCGAGAGCCCCCCAAACUCUACCAGGCCUUCCCCAGGGACAGCCUUUCGUCCGUGCCCAACCCCUCCAGAACCAGCAGCAGCACCUCCAGCACAGGGGGCCUCCUCCACAAGCGCAUGCCCAGCGGAGGCCUGGGUAGCUGCGCCAGCAGCAGCAGCGGAGACUCGGAGAGCGCCCAGUUUGAGGAGGAACCAUCAGAGCUCUCUACGUUACUCCCGGACGGUCUGGCCAACAUCAUGGCCAUGCUGGAUGAGUCCAUCAAGAAAGAGGAGGAAUCUUUAUAUAGCAGCGACCGAAACGGAGCUAGAGAAAACAUUGUCAACGCCUUCUCUGGUACCAUGCCACUGGUCAAGAGCUACCUGUGCGCCCCGGACCUCAUCCCGGCGCCCAAGCAGCAACCGCAGGACGACUUUGUUGGGGCGAACCUCAACUCCAGCCCCCCCGUGCUGAGCCGACAGGGCUCCCUGGCCUCCCCCUGCAGUCGGACCUCCUCCCUCAACGAGGAAGAGGAGGAGGGUUGUCUCACCCUGAAACCCGCUCCGGAGGUCCACAAGCCAGCUGUCCCUCUCAACCCCAACUCCCAGUCGGGGACUAACUAUCGCCACAGCGACCUGGCUAAACUCUACGGUCUCCCGGAGCCCGCGAAGAGCGAGUGCGACGACGAAGAUGAGGAAGAGGAGUCGGAGACUCCGUCCAGUUCCCCUCCCCCGCCCCAGAGGCCCCACCUCCACCAGACGGGGGUGAGCAGCACCAACAAGUCCCUGGCCACCCUGGAGAACCAGAAGUACACCUACAGAGGAGGUCCAUUUGGCCGCCCGCCCCCCUCCGCUCUGGGGGGAGUAAAGUACUCCUCCUCCCUCUCUCUGGGUCCCGACAUCCAACAUCAGCAGAAUAGCACCUCCCCCACCUCCGAUUCCACCAAUCACCCGGGCUUUACACCGUCAUUGACCCCGCCCCUAAAGUCCCGCCCACACUCACCCUCCAGCUGGGAGGCGAAGAGACAGGUCAAUAUAAAGAUGGAGGAGCCUGAUAUCUGGAGAAAUGGGAGGGAGGCCAUGGAAAAGAGGAUCCAUUCCUCAAAGGAAGAGUCAAAUUUGAAUCCCUCCACACAAUCCAUCAAGAUGGAGCCAAAAAAAGAGAUGAAGCUCACUACCAUCUCUGAGUCUUCUCUGGCUGAGCUGGGCCGGAGCUGUGAGGUCUUCCUGACCCGACACUCCAACUCCCUCCCCAGCAAGAACACCUCAGACAGGACCAAGACUGAGCUGAAACAGGAGGACAUGCACCACAAGCCUGAGAGAGAGAGGGAAGGAGACAGAGAGAAGGAUAGAGAGACAGAGAAGAAGAGGAAACACGGCAGCAGCAAGACACACCAGGAGAGGAAAGAGAGGAAGAAAAAGCACAGAGAGAAACGAGAGGAGAUGUCCUCCUCCCACUCCUCCUCUUCCUCCUCCCACUCCUCCUCUUCCUCCUCCCACUCCAGUUCCAGUUCCAAACGGCACAAGGAGGGCAAAGGUCACAAGGAGAAGAAGGACCACCUGCGGAUCCUCGGGAACCUGGACCUCCAGAGCAAGGAGAUCCGGGAGAAGGACUGCGACCACGUUCACUCCGACAUGGAGAGAGACCGGAAGAGGAGGAAGGAGGCUGGGUCCACCAGCGAAGACGAACCCUCAGAAUGGGCGUCCCAUAGUAGAAGUGAAAAAAUAUCUAGUGUCAUGUCCUCUUCUCAGGGCAGUGAGGCUGGUUCGACACUGCAGGGUUCAGCUGCUGACUUCAUGAAACUGAAGGCCCUGUCGGACGGGCCGCCCAAGGAGCUGAAGAUCAGACUGAUCAAGGUGGAGAGCGGAGACAGAGAGACGUUCAUCGCCUCGGAGGUGGAGGAGAAGAGGACACCGCUGGAGGAGAUCAGUAUCAAGAACACAGCCGCAGAGGUCAUACGGGCCUGCAAGGGUGCGAGUGUGAAGGGGAAGUUCAGAGAGUCCUACCUGCUCCCUGCGUUCUCUGUCAAGCCCCUGUUUACUACAGAGCCCAUCCCACGGGAGAAACUCAACCCUCCCACACCAAGCAUCUAUCUGGAGAGUAAGAGAGAUGCCUUAUCCCCAGUACUACUGCAGUUCUGUACUGACCCUAAGAACCCUGUUACUGUUAUCAGAGGACUGGCCGGAUCCCUACGACUCAACCUGGGUCUGUUCUCCACUAAGUCUCUGGUGGAUGCUAACUCGGAGCAUGCUGUGGAGGUGAGGACCCAGGUACAGCAGCCUGCUGAUGAGAACUGGGACCCCAGCGGCACGGGGCAGACCUGGCCCUGCGAGAGCAGCCGCUCACACACCACCAUCGCCAAGUACGCUCAGUACCAGGCUUCCAGCUUCCAGGAGAGCCUCCAGGAGGAGAAGGGGAGUGAUGAAGAUGAUGAUAAUGAAGAUGAGGAAGACAAGGAGAAAGAGAAGAAGAGUAAGGAGACUAGCUCUGAGACGUCUAACAAAGACCCCACAAGCAAAGACGCUAUCAGUACCGAGCUGAAACCAGUGGGGAAGAUUAUCAAGUUUGGCACCAACAUUGAUCUGUCAGACCCCAAGAGGUGGAAGGCCCAGCUGCAGGAGCUCCAGAAGCUUCCAGCCUUCAUGCGCGUGGCGUCCAGCGGUAACAUGCUGAGCCACGUAGGACACACCAUCCUGGGCAUGAACACUGUCCAGCUCUACAUGAAGGUCCCCGGCAGCCGCACGCCUGGCCAUCAGGAGAACAACAACUUCUGCUCAGUGAACAUCAACAUUGGGCCUGGAGACUGCGAGUGGUUCUCUGUGCAUGAAAACUACUGGCCGGCCAUCAACGACUUCUGUGAAAAGCAUGGAGUAGACUACCUGACUGGUUCCUGGUGGCCUGUCCUGGAGGACCUGUACCGCUCCAACAUCCCUGUGUACCGCUUCAUUCAGAGACCAGGGGACCUGGUGUGGAUCAACGCAGGGACCGUCCACUGGGUCCAGGCUGUGGGCUGGUGCAACAACAUUGCAUGGAACGUCGGACCACUCAACUCCUACCAGUACCAGCUGGCUCUGGAGAGGUUUGAGUGGAAUGAAGUGAAGAAGGUCAAGUCCAUCGUCCCCAUGAUCCACGUGUCCUGGAACGUGGCCCGCACCGUCAAGGUCACCGACCCAGACACAUACAAGAUGAUCAAACACUGCCUGCUGCAGUCCAUCAAGCACAUCCAGGUUCUGAGAGACCAGCUGGUGGCAGUAGGGAAGAAGAUCUCCUACCAGAGCCGGGUGAAGGACGAGCCAGCCUACUACUGCAAUGAGUGUGACGUGGAGGUGUUUGACCUGCUGUUUGUGACGUCUGAGAGCGGCAACAGGAAGACCUACGUGGUCCACUGUGAGGACUGUGCCCGCCAGAGGAACCCCAGCCUCUCCAACAACGUAGUGGUGUUGGAGCAGUACCGCAUGGAGGAGCUCAUGAGUACCUACGACACAUUCAAUCUGGCUGCAGCGCCCAGUUCACGGUGAUGAAGCUCCUCCACGUCUCAAAGCCAUAACCAAAACUCCUGCCAGACAGGACUAAACACACCUUUUAAAAUGUAUUUUAACCUUUUUUCCUUCAUUAUUUAAGAUAUUUGUACUACUACUUGCCGAUCAAAACAGCCAAUCGAAAACCAGUUUACUACUCAUCACUGUUUACAAAACCAAACCGCCAAUCAAACGCCAGUUUACAUUUGUUGUCAACGGUGCUCAAGAUCAGCUUACUGGUUUCUGGAGGACUUGAAAAAACGGAAAGGCAGUUGGUGCUAGCUACCAUUGUAAACAAGCAACUGAGUUGACGGUUGUUAUCAAUGGCAUGAAUUUAGUUAUUUCCGGAUUUCUUUAAAAAAAUUGUCGUCUUGAAUACUGAAAUGUGUAAAUGCUGUUUGUAUUUUUUUGUGGGGUGCUGUUUUUUUCCUAAAAUAAUUUAUGUUCUUUUUUUUUUUAAAGACUAGAUCAGCCUAGAUAUAUACCACAUUGGCCUUGUGACUUGUAUUUAGAAGAUAAAUAAGAUGGAAAAUACUAAUAAUAGAGAUACGAACAUUUUUCUAAAAGCAUUAAGAAUAAGAAGACACAUUUUUUGUUUGGAAUGCUUCGAAACAUACGGGUUUUAAAGACGUUUUUGUUUUUUAGUUCUUGUCUUUUUGACUCUUGUAUGUGUUGUAAAUUUUGUGUUUUUACAAAUGUAUAAUGUUUAUUUCCUUGGGAGAAAGAAAUAAGUCAAUUGUCACACCUCUUUAGGAGUACAUCAGGUCUUUGUUUGAAUUAAUUGCUUCCAUUUUUCAUCGUGAUAAUUUUUUCAGUUGGUGUAAUAAUCGUGUUGUACCUCUGAUUUCGUUUUGUUUUAAGUAUUAUUUUUUUUAUACAGAUGUAUUCUUUUUUUGGGGGGGGGGGAUUUUACAUUGUACAUUGUUCUUUUUUUAUUUAAAAUGUUUCUAUUUAUUGGAUGUCAAUGUUCUCCCCUUGUUUUUAUUAGGGCUGUACAGGUUUGAAAGUUUUUUAUGGUGAUUCUGAGUCCUCUAACAACUUACAGGAGGACAAUGUUUUCUCUGGUGCUUCUUCUGGUUCUAUAUAUAUAAAUGAUAUUUCUAAUGAAUAUAACUUACACCUUCCCCUGUAGUUGCUAGGAUACACAGCCGAGGUAGAAAGUUGACUAACGGAAUACUGUCUUUGUAAUGCGUGAAAAAACAAAACUACAUUUUCUGUACCUUUUUUAUCUGAGAAAUCGUAAUUUUGUUUUUCAUCAAUUUUAGGGGCCUUUAGAUGAAAUUAAUGAUUUUUUUAAAUAUUAUUAUCUGUUGGAGUAUUGACAGUUCUCUGAUGAACAAUUUCUUAGUUUUUUCCCUUUUUAAGAUGAGAAUUCUAUUUUUCCUGUUGCAAUAUACCUUUUAUUUUUCUUCUCUUUGUGGUCAUUCAUUUUAAACUGCACUGUUUAGAGAAUUCACACACACACACACACGCACACGCACACACACACACAACAAACUGAGCCAGACAUGUCUUAAACACUUUGUGAAUUUGUGUGACAUUACUAUGACUAUUAUUAAUAAAUGCUUUUGAUAAAGCCA
Molecule: messenger RNA, 8984 nt
Organism: Coregonus clupeaformis (lake whitefish)
Lineage: Eukaryota; Metazoa; Chordata; Actinopteri; Salmoniformes; Salmonidae
Product: lysine-specific demethylase 6B-like
Biological process (GO): regulation of gene expression; heart development
Cellular component (GO): MLL3/4 complex
Molecular function (GO): chromatin DNA binding; RNA polymerase II cis-regulatory region sequence-specific DNA binding; histone H3K27me2/H3K27me3 demethylase activity
Source: RefSeq, a predicted model, not a curated record